AUGUCUCUGAAGCGCUCUGAAGGCCUGACGACAGAAGAAAUCCUGAAGACCGCUCACGCCGCUAUAGAUGCCUUCCUAUCUUUAGGAAUCGUGGGUUGUCUGUUCGGAAGUGUAGCAUGUUUGUGCUAUGGGACCACUCGGGUACCGAACGACAUCGACAUCGUCAUUACAUCGCCAAACCCGUAUGGCGGACUAUGGGAGCAGGAGGAUCUCAAAGAUCUUCUUGUUCAGACCGACGACAAAUUCUACGUCGUCUCUUCCAAGAAUCCCUUCGCCAACUAUCGUCUUCUUUACUACGAUCUUUCCGGGACCUCCAGAGUUUCCCGGGACCUGAGGCGUUGCUGCAAAGUCGAUGUUCUCGUCCCGGGAUCAAUGAACAUUCCCCCGAUCCCUCCAUCCAGCAUCAUUUGGCAACUCGAGAAGCUUCCAGUCAUGCCCUUCAUCCUGCUUCUCCUCAUGAAACUGCAGGGAUGGAUGGAUCACGGGAAUUCUGCGGCUCUACAUAUACAGGCGAAGCAGCCCAUCGAUGUACGUGAUAUCCGCGAGCUUCUCGCACUAUCUCUAGUACCCAGAACCACGAACCAGAAUGCGUGGAUGAUGAUGAAGCGGGAAGGAUGGAUACCACAGUCUUUCGUUGACGAAGGACAAAUGCGAGUACGAGAAUUCGUCAGGAGAUACCCUGAUACUGAGAAGAAGUGGCGACAAAUCGGCUUAGGAUAUUUGCCUGGUAUGUUCGUCGGAACAUUUUCAUGCUGUGGUUUGGACUAA
Messenger RNA from Guyanagaster necrorhizus, 768 nucleotides. RefSeq lists its product as uncharacterized. Bases 1 to 768 code for a protein of 255 amino acids. The transcript has 2 exons. NCBI's taxonomy places the organism in Eukaryota, Fungi, Basidiomycota, Agaricomycetes, Agaricales, Physalacriaceae. The record is from RefSeq and is a predicted model, not a curated record.